Vidua chalybeata is the source of this 430-nucleotide messenger RNA. RefSeq names its product ribosomal protein L37 (gene RPL37). The record is from RefSeq and is a predicted model, not a curated record. The transcript is spliced from 4 exons. Lineage: Eukaryota; Metazoa; Chordata; Aves; Passeriformes; Viduidae. Gene Ontology annotation, cellular component: cytosolic large ribosomal subunit; ribosome. Gene Ontology annotation, molecular function: structural constituent of ribosome; RNA binding. The coding region runs from base 95 to 388 and encodes 97 amino acids. Gene Ontology annotation, biological process: translation.
GGGCCCGCCCAAGCGGCCGCCCCCGGAAGCGCUCGCGGGGCCGUGGCGGAAGCGGGGCGGGGCGCGGCCUCUUUGGUGCUGGCGGCCGGCGAAGAUGACGAAAGGUACAUCGUCGUUUGGUAAGCGACGAAACAAGACACACACCCUGUGUCGUCGAUGUGGGUCCAAGGCAUACCAUCUGCAAAAAUCGACCUGUGGGAAAUGUGGUUACCCUGCUAAGCGUAAGAGAAAGUAUAACUGGAGUGCAAAAGCUAAAAGACGCAACACCACUGGUACUGGUCGCAUGAGGCACCUGAAAAAGGUCUACCGUCGAUUCAGGAAUGGAUUCCGUGAGGGAACCACACCGAAGCCCAAGAGAGCAGCUGUUGCAGCCUCCAGUUCAUCUUAAAGACUCAUCUAUUUGUUAAAAUAAAUGGUCUUAACCAGAAAA